Molecule: messenger RNA, 990 nt
Organism: Aureobasidium uvarum
Lineage: Eukaryota; Fungi; Ascomycota; Dothideomycetes; Dothideales; Saccotheciaceae
Source: the annotation of a GenBank genome assembly
AUGGACAAGGACAGAGACAACCUUUGGUCCCGUCGUACAAACACAUCCUCGCAUGGCCGCAACAACCCCUUCAACUCUGUCACGCCUUUGAGCACUAGUGGAAUCUCUUCUCCUACGACUGGCGCUUCUGGUGCCUUCGGACUGGGCUCAGGCGCCUUUGCUUCGUUCGGCUCGGCAACAAAGACACCCAAGACACCGGGCACCGCCUUUGACUUUGCCAAAGCUGUCGUUGGCACACCCUCAUCCGCCAACUCGGCUGAGAAGAAGGACGGCGAUGACAAGAAGAGCUUUGCUAGGAAGGUUGCGCCCGUCACGACGACGCCUCGUCCCACCGCUUCACAAUCAAUAGAGUCGGCAGCACGAGGAAACGACAGCCCGUGGCCGCUCAAGUACACUUGGGUCAUCUGGUACAGACCCCCUACAUCCAAGAACUCGGACUAUGAGAAAUCUACAAGGCCCAUGUGCAAGAUAUCGACAGCACAGCAGUUCUGGCAGGUCUAUUCACACCUCAAACAUCCCUCUGGACUCCCUACUGUAUCGGACUACCACUUCUUCCGCGAUGGCAUCAGACCUGUGUGGGAGGACGAGGAGAACAAGAAGGGAGGAAAGUGGAUUCUGCGAUUGAAGAAGGGAGUGGCAGACCGCUACUGGGAGGAUCUCCUCAUGGCCAUGAUUGGAGACCAGUUUGCCGAGGCUGGUGAGGAGGUCUGCGGUGCAGUUGUCAGCGUGCGCAGCGGCGAGGAUGUGUUUAGCAUCUGGACCAAGAACGACGGUGGCAGGAACGUCAAGAUUCGGGAAACCAUCAAGCGCGUCCUGUCUCUGCCAGCAGACACCAACAUGGUUUGGAAAAGCCAUGAUGACAGCAUCACUCAGCGCAGCGCCAUCGACCAGGCCCGUCAGGAAAAGACGGGCCACCACGGCGAGAGACGCCGCAACCAGAACCAGAGCUCGACGGGGAACGCAAGCGGCGAGGAGAAGGCCGCAGCAUGA